AUGAGCGGCCAUUUUCGUACCACCCGGAAGCGUCUCCAAGGGUACCAAAGCCCAGCAUCGCACCCCUCGACGGAGCGGUUCGAAAAUGUCACCAGCUUCCGUGAUCGUCUUCGUAGCCUCGACGACACCCCAACUCGUCCCCAGAAAAAGCAGCGGGUCGAGCGCCCCGACCCUUUCUUCAAUGUGUAUGAACAGCUCGGCGCCUGCUUUGCCCUGGAACCGAGUCCUCCUUCUACGACUGCCACUCGUCUCCCUACGCGUAUGAAGGAAAAGGCGGCGUCGCCAAGCGACGUUGGAUUGGCAAAGCAAUUUACCGAGGCCUUUACGCAGGCUGGCGUAGAUCUUCAUGCUUCCGCUUUGGAAAACCUAGCCCAGGCUCGGAGUCAGGUCAUGAAAAAGAUGUCUGCCUUCGGAGGGAAAGUAUCAAAGACUCUCGACCAGCAACAUGCGCUUUACGAUAGUAUUUCUUGGCCUUUAUCCUCGACUCUCUGCUCUAGCGGCCAGAUCCCAAAAGCAACAAUAGAGAAACAUUUGGCGAACCUAGAGCAGCAUGUAAAGGCGGCGGAAGAGAAGCUCCAGAUCCUCGGGCAGGAAUAG
Messenger RNA from Clonostachys rhizophaga, 597 nucleotides. Lineage: Eukaryota; Fungi; Ascomycota; Sordariomycetes; Hypocreales; Bionectriaceae. The record is from the annotation of a GenBank genome assembly.